This is a messenger RNA of Gossypium raimondii (Peruvian cotton), 980 nucleotides long. RefSeq lists its product as uncharacterized. Gene Ontology annotation, molecular function: oxidoreductase activity, acting on the CH-CH group of donors. Lineage: Eukaryota; Viridiplantae; Streptophyta; Magnoliopsida; Malvales; Malvaceae. Bases 130 to 927 code for a protein of 265 amino acids. The transcript has 2 exons. The record is from RefSeq and is a predicted model, not a curated record. Gene Ontology annotation, biological process: lipid metabolic process.
AAGUGGCAAUUCCACAUCCAUUUAAAUCUGAUGCUAAUGUUUGUGGUUGCAAUUCAUCCAAAUGCAUAAACUUUUGCUACAUUUAUAAGAUUUUUACACCCAAUCCCAUGAAUAACAGCGGGAAUAAAAAUGGCGUUGAUGAAAUUUCUAUUCCCACCAUCUCUGUUCGUCACUGCAACGUCUCUGGCAUCUUUUACGUUAAUGGCAACUUCUGGGUUAUCGGAAUUGAGAGGAAAGAAUCUUGAAUAUUCUAAGUUUUUCAACAUUGGUUCAAAAGCUUCUGAUGUAGAAAAAUCCAAGUUAAAGCUCCCUAGUAGAAUCGCCAUGGCUACGCUUUAUACACCAGCUUUUCUUGCUGGCGUUUCUUCGUUUGCGAUUUUCCCAGAUGAGAAUCUCAGGUUUUUGUUGCUCAAAUCCACCAUUUCCAUCCAUUUCUUUAAAAGAGUUCUUGAGUCCUGUUUUCUUCAUAAAUAUAGUGGCGAAAUGGGACUGGAUACAAUGAUAGUAAUACUCUCAAGUUAUUUCAUUUCCAGUGCACUCGUGAUCUUUAACCAGCACCUAACAGUGGGGCUCCCAGAGCCACUAAUUGAUUUGACAAACCCCGGGUUUCUUUUGUUUUCCAUAGGAAUUAGUGGCAAUUUCUACCAUCAUUAUCUUCUAUCCAAACUGAGAAGCCAAGGUCCCAAUAAAGAAUAUAAGAUCCCAAAGGGUGGUUUGUUUGGAUUUGUGAUUUGCCCUCACUAUUUAUUUGAGGUUUUAGUGUUUUGGGGGUUUGCCUUCAUUUCUCAGACUCUGUUUUCAUUUGCAUAUGCAAUGGGCACUACUUUUUACUUGUUGGGUAGAAGCUCUGCCACUAGGAAAUGGUACCUUUCAAAGUUUGAAGAUUUUCCCAUGAAUGUUAAGGCUAUGAUUCCUUUUCUUUUCUAAAUUCUAGAUGUUGAGACUUUUACAAAAUACUUAAAUUCAGCCUUGUUUUUGCA